Molecule: messenger RNA, 1617 nt
Organism: Penicillium subrubescens
Lineage: Eukaryota; Fungi; Ascomycota; Eurotiomycetes; Eurotiales; Aspergillaceae
Exons: 3
Coding region: 1-1617 (538 amino acids)
Source: RefSeq, a predicted model, not a curated record
AUGAAGACAGUCAUUUGGGUCUCGUUCUUCGGUGUCGGUGCGCUUGCGCAUCCGUCAGGUCUCUGGUGGGGUACCGACCAGUGCUUCCCAAGCCCGGAAAACACUGACAAUCAGUGCUUGGAGCCUCAGAAGAGCGGUUUUGACUGGUCCGACCUGGCCAACGGAGACAACUGGAGCUACGAAGGGUUCAACUUCGUGGGCUUCACCCCCAACAACGCCUGUGGAGAUGCAGGAGGCAAGUGCAUUCAGGCAAAGCUUUCUCGCGAUGAUAACUAUGCUAUCAAAGUGGAAGCGACACAGGCGCCAUUCUCCGUCAGCAACCUCCAUCUCACCACUUCGCGAGACACACCGGUCAUCAUGAACUAUCAGAUGGCAGACGGCUCCACCUGUCGCCAACUGGCUUGGGGUUCAACGAGUGGAACUGAUGUGACCAACGAACAAUGUGGAAGUGCCGUCGCCGUCGAGUUUACUCUUCCUGAGGAUAGCAAGUUUGGUGAAUGUGAUAUGAGCAUCCAUCGCAUGGACUUUGAUUGCUCACCCGGGCCAAAGCCACCAACGGAGAUUCCUCCCCAUUCAUCGCAUACCCAUGUUGAGUCGAGCACCAAUCCUCCUGUGUCUUCUACAGUGUGGACCUAUCCGACAACUACGCCUCCAGCGCCCACGGAGACCACUCCAGUGUCGACUGAUUGGACCACUUCUACUGUCUGGACCACCGAGGAGAUCACGAUUACUUCUUGCGCACCUACGGUCACCAACUGCCCAUCUCACUCUACCACCGUGGUUACUUCCACAUACGUUGCCUCGACGACCGUGUGCCCUCCUCGGCCAACCGAUCAGACUACCGAAGUCUAUCCAAGCCCGCCUGCUGAAACUGAGACCAGGUCUGCCAGCCCUCCCGUUCCCGAGACGUCAAUUGUCCCUGCUCCUUGCCCCGAGUUGGUUCCCAAGUGCUUGAACACCUGGCUCUCAGUCCCGAAGUGCGAUUCCAACAGUGAUGCCGCCUGCUUCUGCCCCUCUUCCGAGUUCACCGAGAAGGUGACGACCUGCAUUCACUCUUGGGGCAGAUCCGAGAAGGAAGUCGAUUCGUCCCUUUCCUAUCUUGCUGGUAUCUGCGCGCCUUAUGUCCCCAAGAACCCAGAGAUCAUCGAUAUCGUACCGCCUAGCCGCACUACCCCGGCCGAGGUUCCCGAGGCUCCGCAUAACACUUUCACGGCCCCAGGCCCUGGCAUCACAGCGCCAUCUGAGGAUGUUCCUCCUGAGGUUACCCAAGCUCCCACAGCGCGAAAGACCCCUUGCACCACCAUGACUUGGUCUUCGCGUACAGUGACCGCCCCUCUAGUCGAGUUCAGCACUAUUUCCGUUGGCACCAGCUCUACAGUUGCCUUGGUGCCUGGUACCCAGACCGACUCCCACCCGAAGACAACCCAUCGCACCUGUUCUACUACGACGACUUCUACUUCAUCGUUCACUACUUCCACUAGCUCCAAGACCACCACCUGCAUUACCCAUGCUCACAAACCCACGGCGACCAUUCCUCUUUCUAACGGCGGAUCAAGGGUAUCGUUCCCCAGCAUGUGGGCCUUUGGUGUGGUCUUUGCUGUUAUGUGGCUUAAGUAG